This is a messenger RNA of Ceraceosorus bombacis, 1811 nucleotides long. The record is from the annotation of a GenBank genome assembly. Lineage: Eukaryota; Fungi; Basidiomycota; Exobasidiomycetes; Ceraceosorales; Ceraceosoraceae.
AUGGUCAACAUCACUGUGAGUCGAGAGGCUCCAAGAAGCUCUGCUUGGCAUCCGGACACAUACUGACGCUUGCACCUUGCUGCUGCUGCUUUCCCACCAAUCAGUACGGAGUUUGUGAGUCUUUCGAGUGACCAUCAUUGGUCGUGGUUCGAUGCCCAAGCACACGCAUGCCAUGGUGCAGAGGGGGGCAGCGCGCUCGCUUGUAUGCGCGGCAAACACGAGUCAUGACAGAUCUGACCAUGAGAGCAAAGUUACUGACUUGCUCGUGCCCGCUCGGUCUUGCAGUGCUUGCUCCUGAUGGCGCCACCGAAGGAUCUACCCUUCUCACCAGCCAGGGAACAGACUUGAUCGUCACCUACGGCUCCAACAAUGAGAGCAUAGUGGCGUACAACCCAGGAGAUCUGGCCUGGAUCUUGACCUGCACAGCUCUCGUCUGGCUCAUGAUUCCAGGUCUUGGCUACCUGUACUCUGGCUUGACGAGAAGAAAGAACGCGCUUCACAUGCUCCUUAUGACCAUCAUGGCUCUUGCCGUAGUAAGCAUUCAAUGGGUCUUCUGGGGCUACUCUCUCGCCUUCUCACCUACGGGAGGCAAGUUUUUGGGUAACCUCAACCAUUUCGGUUUCAUCGAUGUGCUGCAAGCUCCCAAUGCCAACGCCAACAACAAGAUUCCCGACAUUGUCUACGCCAUGUACCAGUGCAUGUUCGCCAGUCUGGUUCCCGCCAUUGCUAUCGGAGCCGCAUGCGAGCGUGCGCGCGUCUGGCCUUUCAUCGUCUUUGUCUUUGUCUGGACUACGCUGGUAUAUGACCCCAUCGCUUCUUGGGUGUGGAACAGUGCCGGUUGGGCCUACAAUUGGGGUGUGCUGGACUAUGCUGGUGGAGGACCUGUAGAGAUCUGCUCGGGUAUUACCGGUCUCGUCAUCAGCUACUACCUCGGCAAGCGUCGCGGCUACGGAACUGAGCGUCUGCUCUUCAAGCCCCACAACGUGUCCCACGUUGUGCUCGGCACCGCAUUCCUCUGGUUCGGAUGGCUCGGCUUCAAUGGAGGAUCGACGUUCGCUGCAAACCUCCGCGCCGGCAUGUCCAUCGCUACCACCAACACUGCUGCGAGCAUGGCAGGACUCACCUGGAUGUUCAUGGACUGGAGAUUGGAGCGCAAGUGGUCCGUUGUUGGCUUCUGCACCGGUGCCAUUGCUGGACUGGUGGCCAUCACCCCAGCAGCAGGAUUCAUUGGUGUGCCAGCAUCCCUGGCCGUCGGUUUCCUCUCCGCUUUCUUCUCUAACUUGGCGACACAAUUGAAGGCUCCCAUGCGAUGCGACGAUGCUAUGGAUGUCUUCGCCGUACACGCUCUAGCGGGAUGGGUCGGACUUCUCUGCACUGGUCUGUUUGCGCAAGCUUCUGUCGCCAACAAUGAUGGUAUCCUUGAGAUACCUGGUGGAUGGAUCGACCAACACUACGUACAGCUUGCCAUCCAAUUGGCGUGGUGCGCUGCCACGACCGCAUGGACCGGUGGUGUGACCUUCGCCAUCAUGCUCGUCAUCGACCACAUUCCCUACGUGGGACCUUUCCGCGCAUCUGAGACCGCAGAGAUCAUCGGUGUGGACGAGGAUCAGUGUGGAGAAUGGGCGCAGGACAGCUUCUUCAUCAACAGAGAUCUCGAGGGCAACUGCUCUCCUGCUGACUUGGGACACCACGCCCAACCUCUCAACAUCCACGAGAAGACGACAGACUUGAGCGCUCCCAGCGCAUCUUCCGAAGAGGGUAACGGCACUGCCGCUCCCUCUCCUGCACCGGCAGAGGCCACCAAAGCAUGA